CUUCUGCGCAGAGGGAGACGCUCGCGUUUCGGGUCGUUGUUCUCCGUCUCACCCUCGAGCUCCGUUCUGGCGUCAUCGCGCGAGCGAUUCUCUCACUCUUGUCCCCGAAAACUACGGAGUACGGAGCACAGCGCCGGUUAUACGUCCCUUAGGUCUUAGGUCAAGUUGGCUUUGACCCCUUUAAACGAUUAUAUUGGGGUUUUUCCUUGGCUCCUAAUGUGGUGAUAUGCGGUUUUUUUUAUUACUGCGUCCUUCUCCUUACAGUACAGGAUAGUAUUGUGAUGAUUGUAGUUGCGGGCUCUUAAAGCAUUUUUAUGGUUGUCCGCUUUAUUCCGGCGGCCUAUCUGCUGCCGGCAAAAAUGCAGUAUAUGGCUUGUCCAUAUAUGUUUCCGGGCGUGAAGGGGGAAAAAAAUCAACUUUGGUGGUGUAAUUUAUGUCCUAGAUGAACUUGCUUUCUAAAAAAGCAGGCUAAAGGUUUUCCUACAAAGGCUUUCCUAAACUUGUUAAGUAUUUAGGGGGAAUUACUUUCAGCUUUAAUAAGAGUCUUUGGCAAUCUUUAUUGACAGCCAGCUGGUUUUAGUGACAUUGGGCUAAUAAGUGGCAGACUAUGAGUUCUAGUUCUACCAAUGGCAUAAAGACAGCUGGGUCACUCUGGCCCAGUCCCUCCCUCCCUCCCUCCCUCUCCCCCUCCCUGUUUAGUGUAGGUAGUCCUCAACUGGAGUAGCUAUAAUAGUAAACAAUCUUGUAAAUGAAUGCAUCAGGUCCUUUAUUACUGUGUCUGAUAGAGGGAUGAUGAUCCAAAUAAACAGUACCCCAGUAAAUAUGAAUGUUAUGCAAGUUUAGGCUCCCACAGCUGACAGUGAUGAGGAAGAUUUAGAGAAGUUCUAUGAAGAUAUAAGCAGUGUACUGAAAACCCUAAAAAGUAAUGAUAUCACAAUACUCAUGGGGGACUUCAAUGCAAAAGUGGGUGAAAGAAGUGAUGCUCCUGUAGUUGGAAAUUUUGGCUUAGGAACCAGAAAUACAGAUUUGAAGACUUCUGCAAGGAACAUAGGCAAUAUGUGAUGAAUACUUUCUUUAAGUUACCAAAAAGACGCCUCUACACUUGGAGAUCACUGCCAGAUGCACGAAAUAAUAUAACUGAAUGCCCAAUUCCUCUGAGAGAAAAAAAAAACAUAAUGGAUCCUAGCUGUGAUUACCACUUUCUUCACCGUGUUUUGGGGAAAACUGUACACAUCACAUUGAAAUGUGGCAUAUUCCAGGGGAUAUUGCAACAUGUGGAUUCCAGUCAGUGUAUCUUUCUAAACAGAGUUAAGAAUUUGGAAAAUGGCAGAAAUGUACCAGGAAUAAAGAGGUUCUUUGGCCAUGAAAUUGUUAAUGUGGAAUUGCUCGACGACCUGGAACAAUCAGCUGCAGAAAGAAAUUUCACUCCUACUAGAUCCAGGGAAUUUCCACUUACUAAGUUGUCUGAAAUCAACCAAGGAUCACUGCUGGAUCAAAGCACCCAUACAGCUAAUGUUGUUUCCCCAGUGAGCCAGCAACUCUGUUUGGGUAAUGUUAUAUUUAAAUUUCCUGAUGAAGAUAGCGGGGAAGACAUAGAAUAUAUUGUUAUUAAUCAAUUCCAGAAGGCAUUUGGUUCUGCUAUGAUGCACAUCAAAAAUCAAAGUGUAUGUAGUAUAGCAGCAGAGGGUGUCAAUUUGUGUCGGCAUGGAAAACUUUCUUGGUUACAAGUAGCAACAAAAUGUCAAGUUUUCUUAUUUGAUGUUUUUGUUUUGGGAGCUCAAGUGUUCAAGAAUGGACUACAAAUGAUACUGGAGGACCAGAAUAUUUUGAAAGUUAUCCAUGAUUGUCGUUGGCUCUCAGAUUGUCUUUCUCACCAAUAUGGAAUUGUGCUCUCCAAUGUCUUUGAUACACAGGUUGCUGAUGUAUUACAGUUCUCAACAGAAACAGGUGGCUACCUUCCACAUAGAAUCAGCACUUUACAAGAGUGUUUAAUGCGAUAUUUUAGGCUGCCUGACAAAUGCAUUUCUUUUUUGGAAUACAAACAGCAAGCAAUGGAGGAAGAUCCUGAGGUCUGGUUUGUGCGACCCCUUCCACCUGUAUUGUUGAAUAUAUUAGCCCUGGAAACAGCGUAUCUCCUCCCUCUCCGUUUGCUGCUGCUUGGUGAAAUUAUGUCUGAUUUAACAACAUUAGUGGAUAGUUACUUGAAUGCAUUUAGGCAAGGAUCUGCAGAUCCCCUGGGGAGCAUCAAGAUAUCUUCUAUGGAGUUACCAGAAGAACUACGACAACUGGCAGAUCUUUAUAACAUCCGAAGAAAAACUGCAGUGCAAAAGUUCCAGCUCAAUGAGGAAGGUUUCCUUAUCAGGGGAAUGGGGGCAAUAAAAAGAAAAAAGGCAGAGAAUGAACCAUAUCCUAAAACAUACUGUCCAGAUUCUGAUACCCAGGGCAAUUAUAAAAAAGAAGAGAUAUAUAACCAUGAUAACCAAAAGCCCAUAGUUGUCAAUGAUGAGAUAGACUCUAAAAUGGACAUUGGAAGAGACAAAGGGGAAAAUAACCACAAAGAAAGUUCAGUUUUUCUCUAGAAAAAAAAAAACAAGGCAGCUCUUCUUCAGCUCUGAGAAGCUUCUUGGAUG
Thamnophis sirtalis is the source of this 2630-nucleotide messenger RNA. RefSeq names its product exonuclease 3'-5' domain containing 1 (gene EXD1). Gene Ontology annotation, cellular component: PET complex. The record is from RefSeq and is a predicted model, not a curated record. Gene Ontology annotation, biological process: piRNA processing; nucleobase-containing compound metabolic process. NCBI's taxonomy places the organism in Eukaryota, Metazoa, Chordata, Lepidosauria, Squamata, Natricidae. Gene Ontology annotation, molecular function: nucleic acid binding; 3'-5' exonuclease activity.